Messenger RNA from Spodoptera littoralis (African cotton leafworm), 492 nucleotides. NCBI's taxonomy places the organism in Eukaryota, Metazoa, Arthropoda, Insecta, Lepidoptera, Noctuidae. The record is from the annotation of a GenBank genome assembly.
AUGCCUAAAUAUUAUUGUGAUUAUUGUGACACAUAUUUAACUCACGAUUCACCGAGUGUCAGAAAAACACAUUGCACGGGAAGGAAACAUAAGGAUAAUGUUAAAUUUUACUACCAAAAAUGGAUGGAAGAACAAGCUCAACAUCUCAUUGAUGCUACAACAGCGGCAUUCAAAGCUGGUAAGAUAGCACAGAAUCCAUUUAAUAAAGGAGCUGCUAUUCCACCCCCUUGGGAUCCCAGUGUAAUGGGUCCAGGUGGCCCUAGACCGCCAGUGCCAGCACCGGGAGGUCCACCAGGGAUGCUGCCUCCUCCAUCGAUGGGACCUGGAGCCCCGAUGGCGCCGCCGAUGAUGAUGGGACCACACGGGCCUAUGCCACCUAUGAUGGGCAUGAGACCACCAAUGAUGGGGCCGAUAAUGGGGCCGAUGGGUCCCAUGGGACCUAUGGGUCAAAUGCGACCACCUCUAAUGAAUGGACCACCUAUGAACAAAUAG